GUAGAUAAUUUAUGAUUAAGAAUGUUAAAUACCUGUAUAAGAUCUGUUAACAUUCAAUUACUCUGUAACAGAGGGUUCAUGUAUCACUUGGGCAGGUCUUAUGAUUUAUUGGUAAUGUUAUUUAUUAUGUGAUCUCGAUCUGACAGUUUUACUCAAAAUCUCAAAAACUGAAACACCGGUUGUGUUCUGUGUCGAGCUGUAGUGAGACAGUUGCAUGGUGCUGUGUGGUGUUUUGUGGGGAAAACACUUGAGCACACAGUUGGGGUACUGUUGAUGGUUUUUGUGGUACUCAGGAACAUGAACAUGUCCAGAUCUCAAUCAGCAGCUCCAAACUGUUUUAAAUGAAUACUGUAAUAAAAUAAAUAAAUAAAUAAAUAAAUAAAUAAAUAAAUUAACAAAUUUAAAAAAAACAAACAUACAGGUCAGUACAGAUUCGCAGCUCUAUGACAUCAAACACUACUCACUUCCCAACAUUAUCUACAAAUAUCACUACUUGAUAUCUUUUGAAAAUCAACCCACUUUGUAAAAAUAUUAUUGGCAUGAUAUACUUUUUGAUUAGUUCACAGAAUUUAAAAUGUUUGAAAUAUGUUAAAAUUAAAGUUAAAGUUAAAAUAUUACGUUUGGCAGCAUGGUGGUGCAGUGGGUAGAUUUGCCAGUUGCUUGGUCCAUGUGCAUGGAACUGUGGGUUUCCUCUGGGUUCGCUGGUUUUCUUCCACCUUCCAGAAACAUGUUGAUAGAAGGAUUGGCAUCUCUAAAUUACCUCUAGGUGUGAAUGUAUGUGCAUGGUGCCCUGGAAAAGACUGCCAUUCUAUUCAGGGUGUAUUCCCACUUCACUGCCAGUGUUCCUGGGAUAGACUCUGCAGGAUCCUGACAGGAUAAAACGCUUACUGAAGAUGAAUAUAUGAAUAAUUCCAUUCCACAAAGCAGACGUGUGAAUACUGUUAAACUGUUCUUCAACAUGGAGGAAGAAACCCAUGAAAGCUCAUUUGGGCCUCAAGAAAAAAUAAGUUUGAGCUCAUCCAUGAAUGCAAACCGUUGCUAUGGCUCCAUAGCCAGCGAGCCAGAAGAGAACCAAACUUUCACCACCAAUGUAAACGACAGCAAGCUCUCUCGUCGGAGAUCUUACGUUGCCGUGGCUGUGCUGUGCUACGUGAACCUGCUCAACUACAUGGACCGCUACACUAUCGCAGGAGUUCUGUCUAGCCUCCAGAAAUACUUUGGCAUCAGUGACAGCACAUCUGGACUAUUACAGACAGUUUUUAUUUGCAGCUUCAUGCUGCUGGCUCCAGUCUUCGGGUACCUUGGAGACCGUUACAACAGAAAACUGAUCAUGGUGGGCGGGAUGAUCGCAUGGAUUGUCACAACACUGGGCAGCUCUUUUGUCACGGCAGAGUAUUUCUGGGUGCUGGUCCUCAUGCGAGCCUUGGUUGGUACUGGAGAGGCCAGUUACUGCACAAUAGCUCCAACCAUUAUUGGAGACCUGUUCACUGGCUCCCAAAGAACCCUCAUGAUUGCCUUCUUCUAUAUCUUCAUCCCUGUUGGAAGUGGUCUUGGGUACAUUCUGGGAGCCACAAUCGCUACUGCUACAGGAGACUGGCGUUGGGCCCUUAGGCUGAACCCAAUUCUGGCGCUACCCGGGUUGAUACUUCUAGUAUUCCUGACCCCCAACCCUCCACGAGGCGCCUCCGAAACAGAUGGAGAAGCAUGUAUAGAGCACACGUCUUACCUAGAGGACAUCAAAUAUCUACUCAGGAACCGGAGCUUUGUGUGGUCCACUCUGGGAGUGACUGCCAUGGCUUUCGUCACAGGUGCAUUGGCUUUCUGGACACCCACCUUUAUGUCUCGGGCUCGAGUCAUCCAGGGCAUCACUGCUCCGUGCUCAGAAGAACCAUGUGACCCUUCAGACAGUUUUGUCUUUGGGGGAAUCACGGUGGUGACGGGUAUUGUGGGCGUUUUCAUCGGAUCCUUAAUAUCUAGGCAGCUGAGAGACAAAGUGGCCAAUGCUGACCCUCUCAUCUGUGCUGUGGGAAUGCUCAGUUCUGCUCCUUGCUUGUACAUCGCCAUGGUCCUGGCAUCCAUCAGCAUUCCUGCCACAUAUACGUUUAUUGGUAUUGGAGAAAUCCUACUUUCUCUGAACUGGGCCAUUCUAGCUGACAUCUUACUGUAUGUUGUUAUACCAACCCGAAGGGCAACAGCGGAAGCUUUACAGAUUUUAACAUGUCACCUACUUGGUGAUGCAGGAAGUCCAUAUCUUAUUGGCAUAGUCUCAGAUGCUCUGAGUAAGCUUAAACCCGACUCUGCUGACUGGAGGUUCCGCAGUCUAGAGUACAGCGUCAUCCUGUGCCCUUUCAUCGGUGUUCUGGGAGGCCUUUUCUUCCUCCUGACUGCCCUAUAUAUCAAAGAGGACAGGAAAGCUGCUGAGAUGCUGACAAAAGGAGAAACUCCAGACCAAGCUGAACCCGUCACAGAGUCAACAUGACCAAUAAGCACACGCUCAAUAGCACACUGAAACUACUGGAGAAAAAUUGAACCACUGAAGUUCAUAGGCACUGCUCUGUAAAUAUUGCAAAUAUUGUGAUUUCCUUUUAACAUGUUUUAAUACUAUUUUUAUUGUUCUUUUUUAUGGACCAUUGUGCAGUUAUAUACAGUUCAGUUUUGUCAAAUGGUAUUUUCUAUGUCUAUGAGUAUGUCGAUGUGUAUACUUUAGGAGAAUCUUUAAUCCCACCAGCCAUAACACCUAACAGGGUUCUCAGACAUCCUUAUUUGAUAUCCUGAAUUAAGGAGAUCAGUAAAAAAUAUUUUACAUCUGUGACUGUCCUGUGCUCUUUAAUAAACACCUACAUUUUUAAAAACCCCAGUCAGGAAACUUCUAGGCAGGGAGGCGGUUCUCUCUACCUGUCAGUUAUAAUAUAAGCCCAUAUAAGGGUAUGCUGUAAAUGAGUGAUGGAGUAGGAGACAACACUAGGUACAAGGUCUUCUCAUCUCCGCUUAAAACUCACUUUUCCAGUUUAACCAUGUACAAUAUUACAUUUUUAUCUCAUUAUAAUUGUUUAAGCAAUUAUGUUGAGUUUCACUUAUGUUCACAGUUUCAUUAAGGAUUGUUUGUGGUAUGUUGUUGCAGUGGGUAACAUUGCUGCCUUACAGCUCCAGGGUCCCCGGUUUGAUCCUGAGCUCAGGCUACUGUCUAUAUGUGCCAUGUCAACAUUAGAAUCGGUAUCAAACUACAAUUCCCAGAGUACAGCGUGGCCUACACACGUGGCUGCCGAGCACUACAACUCACAGCCAUUACACUGGGUAUGUCUCAACCAGCUCCCUAGUUCAGUAGGUGGUGAAUCAGUAUAUUGUGUACACACAUUUGGGCACUGGAAAUGACUUAAAGACUCACUACACAUUGGGGCACUGAAUUUCUGGUGACAUGACUAUAUACUCGCGUCAUAAAACCUCACCAAAAAUGUCAAAAUAUUUAAGUUUUAUAUGUUAUAUAAAUUUGUUAGCUUAAUCACACAUAUUUCUGUCAUAAUAUUUCAAGCAGAAUCAUAGUCAAGCUAGUGGAUAAAAUCAUUAAACCCUUAAUAGCCGAUAGACUCAAACUGUAUAUAGAGCGUCAGAUGAAGUUAAAAUUCUGUUUUUUCUCAUCGUGCUCUUGCCUGCCCUGUUGUUUGUUGAUUGCCUAUCUCUUGCCUGAUGCAUGUUUCAUCAAGCGAGUUGCAGAGUAAGCUUUAAUUAAGGGUAACAGGUUUCAUGACGUUGGUUAUCAACUUUCUCAGUCGACCCAGGUGUUAACCCAGAAUCAAGGUUUACUGAGCGUGCACGUGCUCAUAAGAGCCAGACGUUUGUAGCAAAUAGCCAAUAGCGCUCAACGUGGACAAUUGGUCAACAUGGCCAAAGUGCUGGAAAAUUGCUCAUUGUGUAAAUGCAUAAGUUUACUUUGCUCACAAUGAGAAUAAACGAUUUGAAAACUUACAA
Molecule: messenger RNA, 3966 nt
Organism: Ictalurus punctatus (channel catfish)
Lineage: Eukaryota; Metazoa; Chordata; Actinopteri; Siluriformes; Ictaluridae
Gene: spns3
Product: SPNS lysolipid transporter 3, sphingosine-1-phosphate (putative)
Exons: 13
Coding region: 902-2479 (525 amino acids)
Biological process (GO): transmembrane transport
Cellular component (GO): membrane
Molecular function (GO): transmembrane transporter activity
Source: RefSeq, a predicted model, not a curated record